This is a messenger RNA of Zasmidium cellare ATCC 36951, 1038 nucleotides long. RefSeq lists its product as uncharacterized. The record is from RefSeq and is a predicted model, not a curated record. NCBI's taxonomy places the organism in Eukaryota, Fungi, Ascomycota, Dothideomycetes, Mycosphaerellales, Mycosphaerellaceae. Bases 1 to 1038 code for a protein of 345 amino acids. The transcript has 2 exons.
AUGAAGCUCUUUGUCAUUGCGUCGACCAGCUUGGUGCUUGGUGCAGCUGCAGCAGACCCUCUUCCAGUUCAUGCUGUGAAGAUCGCCCUGCGUCAGGGCAAGGCCCCUCCAGGCUAUGGUCCACCUGCCUACUCUCCUCCGCCAUAUGGACCACCACCAUCGUACGGCUCUACAAGCACCAGCUAUGGCACUGGCAGAACGACUUCUUCCUCUACAUCAAGCUCCAGCACCGAGGGCUCUCCCAUCUUCCCAUCGAACACAACCACGCCUCCCGUCUACAGCACCGGCUUCCCAGUCCCAAGCUACACCAACAGCUCCGAGACCCCUUCAUCCACCGAAGGCUCGCCCAUCGGCCUCACGAACAGCAGCUCCGUUCCUUUCCCCACGUUCACGACGGGCGUCACAACGACUCUGACUUCCCAACUCACCAUUACCCUGUCCGUGACGGCGCCUGCUUCUUCUGGUUUUCCUCCUUCGUACUCUUCGUACAAUUGGACGUACCCGAUCCCGUUCCCGACCGCUGGCAGCAGCUCCACGCUCGGCAGUGCUGUUACGCCAUCUGGCUCUUCGAGCUCGUCGUUCUCCAGCGCUUCGCCUGUGUACACCAAUUCGACUACUGGCGUCACGUCGACCGUUUACUCCACCCUUACGGUCUCUGGAACUGGAUCUUCCUCUGUCCCAGCCAAUUCGACAGAAGGCUCACCAAUCACUCCCACUGAGAGCAGCAGCACAUCGUCGACUUGGACUCUCGUGCCCACCGGCCCCUCCUCUUCGCCAGCCAUUUACACUCCACCAACAUACAGCACCAAUUCUGUCAACAGCACUGAAGGCUCUCCGGUCACAUUCUCCAGCCAGUCUCGGUUCCCCGGCACUGAGCCUUCUUCUGGCUUCUUGACCGUUCCUACUACUACUGGAUACUCGCACACGCCACCUGCUUACCCGACGAAGUCGUAUGCUGGACCGAGCGGGUACCCGGCUUAUGGUAGCGGCUAUGGGAAGGGAGGUCAUGCUGGUGGGUGGUGGGGAGGCUGGUGGUAA